GCAGGCGUUCCCUGCAGCGGUCGCUACUCGCAAGCCACUCACUCGCCCCGCCAGUGAGGCUAGAACGCUUGUACACACACUGGUUACAGGCAGUGUGUCGUCAGAACACUCCUUUUUUGUGUAACUGUGUGCGUGUUUGUGUUGUGUGCUACUGUGCUAUUAUUAGUUCUGUUCGUUUUUUAUGCGAGGGACAGUGUGAGGCAAAGCGUUUAUCGAUCCGUCUUCCGCGAUCUUUAGUUUUUAUAAGACUCGUUUUUUGAAAUGAGCCUCCAGUCGGCGUGACCUACAAGAAAGGCUAGUGCUUCGUACGAGACCGACUGGUAAGGAAGACGUUUAUAGCCAACAAAGAUGUCCCAGGGUGUCUUGACGUCACUUCCGAUGACCCGAAGAUAAGGACACGCUCAGCUCGAUAGAGACAAUCGGAGUGCGCAUAGGACCAUGUCGACGAUAGACGGGCGGCCGGCACAAUAUGGCGUCUCUCUCAAACAGUUGCGAGAGCUCAUGGAGCAUCGUGGCAGGGAGGGCAUUGCCAAACUUUCAGAAUUCGGUGGUGUUCAAGAAUUAUGUAAAAAAUUAUACACAUCGCCUAGUGAAGGUCUUAGCGGUUCGGUAGCAGACUGUGAACAUAGGAGAGAAACUUUUGGUUCAAAUACAAUUCCACCUAAGCCCCCUAAAACGUUCCUCCAGCUAGUAUGGGAAGCUCUGCAAGAUGUCACUCUCAUCAUCCUUGAAAUAGCUGCACUUGUUUCCUUAGGUCUAUCAAUCUAUAAACCCCCUGAAGAUGAAGGUAAAGCAGCUAUCAUAGACGAAGACGAAGCAAAACACGGAUGGAUUGAAGGCUUGGCUAUUCUUAUAUCAGUCAUCGUAGUAGUCAUAGUAACAGCAUUUAAUGACUACACGAAGGAGCAACAAUUUAGAGGUCUACAAAAUCGAAUUGAAGGGGAGCACAAGUUUUCUGUCAUAAGGCAAGGAGAAGUAAAACAAAUAUCUGUGGGUGACAUCGUUGUAGGUGACAUCUGUCAGAUAAAAUAUGGAGAUUUACUUCCGGCAGAUGGUAUUUUAAUCCAAAGUAAUGAUCUAAAAAUUGACGAAUCAUCAUUAACAGGAGAGUCAGACCAUGUCAAAAAGGGAGAAAGUUUUGAUCCUAUGGUUCUGUCAGGAACACACGUAAUGGAAGGAAGCGGGAAGAUGCUGGUCACAGCUGUGGGAGUUAACUCACAGGCCGGUAUCAUCUUCACACUGCUGGGUGCUGCUGUCGACGAGCAAGAACAAGAAAUCAAGAAGAAGAGGAAAGAAGCUAAAAAGAUGCGCAAGAAGAAGAGUUUGACAGGUGGAGUCGAUGAGGAAGCGCCGGUGACCGGCAACAGUCACGUGAGUGCCGGACCUGUAGGCGUCGCAGCAGCGGAGAACCACGCUGGAGUGGACGGUGCACCACGCAUCGAUGGUGGUGGUAGCGGCGGCGACAAGGUGCCUCAUGAGGGUGCUGCGGACCACAAGAAGGAAAAGUCCGUCCUGCAAGCCAAACUCACCAAAUUAGCCAUCCAGAUAGGUUACGCAGGAUCAACCAUUGCUGUACUGACAGUGGUCAUUCUGGUUACCCAGUUCUGCAUAAGGACAUUUGUCAUCGAGAACAAGCCAUGGAAGAAUAUUUACAUCAGUGAGUUUGUGAGGCACCUGAUCAUCGGUGUGACAGUAUUGGUGGUAGCUGUGCCUGAGGGGUUACCCCUCGCCGUGACCCUCUCACUGGCUUACUCAGUCAAGAAAAUGAUGAAAGACAACAACUUGGUUCGACAUUUGGAUGCCUGUGAAACCAUGGGAAACGCAACUGCCAUCUGCUCGGACAAGACCGGAACACUCACUACUAACAGGAUGACGGUCGUGCAGUCAUACAUCUGUGAAGUUUUGAGCAAAACAACACCAAAAUUCUCUACCAUUCCAUCAAAUGUCGCAAAUCUCAUCAUCCAUGGCAUAUCAAUCAACUCAGCUUACACUUCACGUAUCAUGCCUUCUGAGGAUAACGCGGACUUGCACAAGCAAGUGGGUAACAAGACAGAGUGCGCACUGCUGGGCUUUGUGCUGGGUCUGGGCAAGAGCUACCAGACGAUACGGGAUGACAUGCCAGAGGAGAUGUUCACCAGGGUGUACACGUUCAACUCGGUCAGGAAGUCCAUGUCCACCGUGAUCCCCAGGCAAGGUGGAGGAUACAGACUCUUCACCAAGGGUGCCUCAGAAAUCAUCCUCAAAAAGUGCGCUUUCAUAUACGGAAGAGAUGGUAAUCUGGAGAAGUUCACACGUGAAAUGCAAGAUCGACUUGUGCGCAACGUCAUUGAACCUAUGGCUUGUGACGGGCUGCGUACAAUUUCCAUUGCGUACCGAGACUUUGUGCCGGGCAAGGCUGAGAUCAACCAGGUCCACAUCGACACAGAACCCAACUGGGACGAUGAAGAGUAUAUCUGCAACAACUUGACAGGCCUGUGUGUUGUCGGUAUUGAGGAUCCUGUCAGACCAGAGGUACCAGACGCUAUUCGUAAGUGUCAGCGGGCUGGCAUCACGGUGCGUAUGGUCACAGGAGAUAACAUAAACACUGCACGUUCCAUCGCAACCAAGUGUGGUAUUCUCAAGGCAGGAGACGACUACCUCAUCCUGGAGGGCAAGGAAUUCAAUAGGCGGAUCCGAGAUGCAAAUGGUGAAGUGCAACAACAUUUGCUGGACAAAGUGUGGCCCAAACUCAGGGUACUGGCUCGUUCAUCCCCAACUGACAAGUACACUCUGGUCAAGGGUAUCAUCGACAGCAAGAUCAGUGAAAGUCGGGAAGUGGUGGCUGUCACCGGAGAUGGAACCAAUGAUGGCCCUGCUCUCAAGAAAGCUGAUGUCGGUUUUGCCAUGGGUAUUGCUGGCACGGACGUAGCCAAGGAAGCCUCUGACAUUAUCCUGACAGACGACAACUUCAGCAGUAUAGUGAAAGCGGUGAUGUGGGGCCGUAACGUAUACGACAGCAUAGCUAAGUUCCUUCAGUUUCAGCUCACUGUCAAUAUAGUGGCAGUCAUCGUGGCCUUCAUCGGUGCUUGUGCUGUGCAAGACAGUCCCCUCAAGGCUGUGCAAAUGUUGUGGGUGAACCUUAUAAUGGAUACUCUUGCCUCACUGGCCCUCGCCACGGAAAUGCCCACUCCCGACCUUCUACUGCGCAAGCCUUAUGGACGCACAAAGCCCCUCAUCUCCAGAACCAUGAUGAAGAACAUCCUUGGUCAGGCCAUUUACCAACUGGGAGUAGUCUUUGCUCUCCUUUUUGUUGGCGACAAGCUGCUUGACAUCCCAACAGGACGUAACACCAAACCUGGUGCAGAGCCCAGUCAGCACUUCACCGUUAUUUUUAAUACCUUUGUUAUGAUGACAUUGUUCAAUGAAAUCAAUGCAAGAAAGAUCCACGGGCAGCGAAACGUUUUUGAAGGCCUAUUUACAAACCCAAUUUUUUAUUGCAUAUGGAUCGGAACUGCCCUUUCUCAGGUGGUAAUCAUCCAAUUUGGACGAGAAGCGUUUUCGACAAAGAGCCUGACUAUGGAGCAAUGGGGCUGGUGUCUGUUCUUCGGGGUGGGAACUCUGCUCUGGGGCCAGGUUGUCACCACUGUCCCCACCAGGAGAAUACCCAAGAUCUUAUCAUGGGGCCGAGGCCACCCUGAACAGUACACUGAGGCUAUCGCCCUUGGAGAGGACAAGUACGAUGCGGAGGGCUCGGACAAGAAGCCUAGGGCUGGCCAGAUCCUGUGGAUCCGUGGCCUCACCAGACUACAGACUCAGGUGAUAGGAGGUGAAUUGCAAGAACGUUUGAUUCCGGUACCGUACAGCAAGAGCUCCACUGAUCAAGCUAUUCGAGUAGUUAACGCUUUCCGACAGGGCCUAGACGCUCGUUACGGUGAGUCCCUUGCGGAAGUCCUACGAAAGCAGACAUCUCUUAGUAAACGAUUAUCACAGACUUCUUCCAUCGAGUACGCAGAUAAUGUGCCGGACGAGUUGACUGUGCCGGAGAUCGACGUAGAACGGCUGUCAUCUCACAGUCACACGGAGACAGCGGUCUAGUCCCACCUCCCACCCACCAACUCACGUCCACUCGGUCUCACUUUGUUUCCGAGUACUUGCCCCCCUAAAAGAGCUAAGACCCUGUUGUUUAUUGUUGCGAGGGUCAGUGUUGGAUACGGUGAGUGCGAUCUGUGCGAAUUGUGCCUGAACCAGAGUGCAACGUUACCAGUGUUGGAGGUGAAUGCUCUUUAUGCAUGUAAUUAUUGUAAGAUAAAAUAGAAUAAAUUAUUAUUACUUAUCGAUACAGUAAGCUGAGUGUUUUUGUGAGGGGAGGCGGCAGCUGUGCUUGUGUGAUGCCAAACUUUGUUACGAGUAUAAUAUGAUAUAGUUUUGAUUUUAAUUUUGUUAUCGCCUCCUCUCAUUUAAAAGCCAAGUGCCAGGACUGUAGGCUGUAGUUUUGUUAUCGAUUUCUCGGUGUUGUCCGUUGUUCCUGAUUGACACUUAUACCUUUCUUGUGACCAAGCGGUCUCAGGUCUCACUUCCUCCAAUCCACAUUGAUAACCUCAAGAAAAUGUUGUUGAAUGUUCUACCGUGUAAAUCCGAUACUAAGCAGUUGCAAUUUUGUUAGUCUGGGUUGUUAAGCUAUGUGUAGAGCCUGCUUGCUCUCUCUCUCUCUCUCUAUCUCUCUCUCUCUAUCUCUCUCUGUACUCUAUCCGCUAUAGUUUACUUUGUAACUCUGUUGUGUGACUGCAACUUUCUGUCUGUAUAAAGAGGAAAUUCUAGGUGUUGCAAAUAUGCAUUAGUUUAUAAUGAACUUUCCAUGGGCUGUUUGAGUAAAUUACAAGCAAAGUUUUGACUGAUAGGGGUUUAUAGUAGACAACACUAGAAUCACCACGUGUAUUGUAGCAUUCACUCUUAGAAACGUCUCUCGCAGAGACUUUACCAUUAGUAGUCUUGUAUUUACUCACCUCUAUUUUCUCUGAGCAAGUGCAUAUACAGUAACUAUGAUUCUGAUUUUCGUUAACCUACAAGUGGUAUCGCUCGAAUUUGUGUAACAGAAUUAUUGAGACUACCAAAUUUUAAAAAAUUACACGGUCAGCAUAACAUAUUGCUAGCUCUAGACAGGGAUUUGGCAGUCAACAAUUUUAUUGAUUUUAUAUUAUGAUUAUCAUUUUAUAGUUAAAUAAAUUAAAAUUUCUAUUAUCAUUGUGAAUAAGUAUAUAUCACUAAUACUUUUCGUCAAAUAAAAAGUUUGGUGAUUUCAUAACCUUGUUAAAGAUAUGUGUAUAAAUUUAUUUCAAAUAAAUCUGUACCUUCCCUGAACAUUUUGUAAAGCCAAGUCCGUAUGUGUUGGCUAUGUUGUACUUAUAAUUCAUUGUAUUAUUGUUGAAUUUACUCAGCGUUAUGUGCCUUAUGUCCAUGCUUUAUUUUGUUGUUGACGCUGUAUCAUUUUGUUAGUUAUAUAUAUUUAGCUUAAUUUAUCCGUGUACCCGAUCGUAUUAUGAGGUUCAAUAUCGAAAGAGUCUCUUCUAAAUGGAUACACUUAUAAUUGUAGCUAUUCACUUCUGUUCCGACACAAUAUCUUUAUUUUAUGAAAGACUUUAGAGUUUCCAAUGUUUAAGUUUUGUUUAUUUUUGUAUAUGUAUCGUCUGAAAAAGUGUCUACAGAGGCAUUGUUUCUAAUUUAAUAAAGGAAACUUGUUGAAACAUAUAUUGCAUGUCAGAUAUGGGAUAUUACAGUAAUUAGAGGCUCAUCAUAAACGAAUAAGUGAUGUGUUCUAAAUUUAUUUUAAAUGUAAACAUAAACUUGUAAAAGUUUAAAAAUGUUAUUGCACUCUUUAAACUUAUUUUAUGAUUUAGCUGUCCUAUUAAAAACUAACUGAACAUUUGUAUUGUACAGUAAUAACUACUCAAGAAAUAUACACUUGAAGAGAAUAUAUAAGUCGCAAGCUUCUGCUGGUCAGAAUGGUUUUGCUGAAUCAUCUGAGCUUGAUCCCCGUAGCAGGAUAGAAUGUUGAGUCGAUACAUGCACACUUGUGGAAGAGUGUGUUCGGGUUCGGUGGCUACGAGCUCACUCAUUGCGCGACAGUACAACUCGAGCUGACGUUAACUAUGCUGCAGUCCAGGCUGUCUUCUUAUCAGUGUAUUGUACGUGUUGUGUCACAGAAUUAAAGUUUAGUUUGUAAAUGUGUAUUUGCGGAGUACGUCAGCAGGCUGAUUGUCCCAGAUAAAUGCCGCACUGGGGGUACAAGUCAGGUCAGUAUUAUUUUACAAAUUUAGGAAGGCGUUACUGAAACAAGCACUUGAACUCAGGCUUUUUGAAUGAAUCCCCAGUUGCUCGCUCGACUGUACAUAAGUCACUCGACUUGUGCAAUGAAUUGAAUUCAAAAUUGUAUCCCUCGCAUGAUACACAUUUGGAAUCGGUCACUACUCUGCAAACUGUCACAUUGGCUUGAGCUCGAUUCCUUUAUGUAUAAACACCCGUCAUGCAGUAUAAGCAGGCAAUACACUGUCCGUGGGUGCACUGUACAUGGCACGAUAAAUCACUGCCUUCAGAAAAAUACAGCUUCUUCUCCUUCUAUCUUUAUUUUGGCAAUGGUACAUAUAGUUGUGGAACAAAGUGAGUGCCCAUUAUCAACAAUGAAAAUUUGUGUGCAUGUUAUAAUUGUAAAUAACGCACUGAACACUAUCUGUAACUUGAUAACUAACUGCAGUAUUUCUACUUGUAUUGUAAAACCAAAAGAUUAGUUUUUACAGCAAUAUUUCGACACAGUGAGCUCGGCGACAGUGACACGACAACAAUAUGCACAUUCAAACCCGCCCAGAGAACGGGAAUUUCAUUUUAAGAGGAAAUAUAUCAUCUUAUGUUUCUACUUACGUUGCAAAACAUUCACAAACAACAUCUUUGUAUACCUGCAAUUAAAUGUAUGUAUUAAAUACAUUCCAAAAUUAUAGUCACUUUUCAGUUAGAGUUGUAACUUGGUUUCUAUCUCAGAAUCGUACCAUGGUACAUUAUACUUGGAAAAGUCCCCAUUUGAAAUAAAUUUAUUAUUCUUGACAUUACGCAAAUGGGUUAUACUGCUAUUAUCAGUUUCAAAUAAUUUGUGUCAGAUUAAUUUUUGUGUUGAUAAAUUCUAGUAGUUUUUAUGAAUUUAUUUAAAAAUAAAUGUUUUUGUGUGUAUUAUAUUGUUACAUCUACCAUUGAAAAUAUAUAAAGGACAGCAAAAUUUGUAAAUGAUAGAUUUAUAGUGAAUAAUAGAAUAACACGUAAUUUACCUGGAACUUUUGUAAUUCUGGGUAGUAGGACAAUUUCCAUCACUUACCUUCCUAACUCUCCUUCUCUGGGCAGGCCUGCGCACACUCCGGAUGAAGGCCCAGUAACGAACACUUGUGACCUUCACAAACUCUGUGUUCUAAACACACACUCCAACGAACAUUCAUUCGGUCUAAAUAUCCAUUAACAUCAUUACACUUGUAAACACGUGCGAUUUGUCUCAUACGGCUCUCACACAUAGAUUCAGUUCGGCACUCAUAUAACGGCUUAGUUUGGCAGUCACACAUUGAUUCAGUUCGGCACUCACGUAUUGACUCAGUUCGGCCCUCACACAUCGGCUCAGUUGGUACUCACACGUUGACUCAGUUCGGCACUCACACAUCGAUUCUGUUUAACACUCAUACACUGACUCAGUUCGGCACUCACACAUUGACUCAGUUUUAUACUCACACAUUGGGAGGAGCUCAGGUACCACAGGUAAAAACACAUCUACAUUCACUGUUGGCACAGUCCUGCUAAUGUAAAAAGCUAAAAAUUGCCUUUUUCUACUCCAAUCGCAGUAAAUAAAUUUAUUUACCCAUUAGUUGUAAAAUAAUCUAGUUAAAGGUUUAAGAGUAUAUUAACAAAAAAUAGGUUUAAGUAGAUCGUAUAUCUUGACUUUGUUGCAGGUUGAAUGUUUCACUAUUUCAUAAGAAUUGAACUUGUGUAUACUAUGUUUUAUUACAUUAGUACAAUUACGUACUUACAGAUACUCAUUGUGCGUAUAUAUACGUAUACAAUGUAUAUGUAUAUAUGUACGAUGGGUUGAUAGCCAUCAUCGUGCUUACUUUUGUGUCCACCAUAGUGUUGGAUCCUUUUUUAUUUUAGAACUUAUAAGUAAUUCUCGGUCAGCCUUAAUUAUAUUGUUAUGGAUCGUGCACUUUGUAAAUGCUGAGACCAAUUAAAUAAUACAUGUGUUUAUUAUAUACACGAUGAACUAAAACAUUUGUACUGAUAAUAUUCUAAUGGCGUUCUUAGCUUUUUCUUAUUUUCAAAUGAUACACCUAUAUAUCUACUUGUUUCAAUGUAUUCUGUGUGAAAGGUGCCUCACUGGGGACAGCUAAACCGCAUAAUUUAUUUAAUGUUCAGGGGUAACCAUCAUCCGAAUUAUUUUAAAAUCCACUCUAUAGAUUUUGUCUUACUUUUACAUUGCUAAUGGGUGUGGUGACAUAUAAUCAGUAAAUAAGGGGCAAUUGCUUUUUUGUAUUUGUGUUAUCCUUUUGUUGGAGAAAUGUAUAUUUUGUAAUGAUUAGUGUUUUAUUUAGUUACUCAGCUACUUUUACCUAUUUUUUAAUUGAUACAUUGAUGCACUUCCAUACCCCUGCUACUGAGUCCAGUUGAUAACAAGGGUAUUAUAUUUAUAAUCACUCUUAAAUUAAGUUGGUUAUUUAUUAAAAUGUAAUUGUUACUUUGGUCAUUAUUGUAACAGGUACAAAUAAAAUAAGCUACUUGGUUAUUAAAUACCCUUAUACGUGUUA
Messenger RNA from Homalodisca vitripennis (glassy-winged sharpshooter), 8804 nucleotides. It is a transcript of the gene PMCA, whose product is annotated as plasma membrane calcium-transporting ATPase 2. The record is from RefSeq and is a predicted model, not a curated record. The transcript has 24 exons. Gene Ontology annotation, cellular component: membrane; intracellular membrane-bounded organelle. Gene Ontology annotation, biological process: regulation of cytosolic calcium ion concentration; calcium ion transmembrane transport. Bases 439 to 4074 code for a protein of 1211 amino acids. Gene Ontology annotation, molecular function: P-type calcium transporter activity; ATP hydrolysis activity; ATP binding. Lineage: Eukaryota; Metazoa; Arthropoda; Insecta; Hemiptera; Cicadellidae.